Tachyglossus aculeatus (Australian echidna) is the source of this 7815-nucleotide messenger RNA. RefSeq names its product afadin, adherens junction formation factor (gene AFDN). The record is from RefSeq and is a predicted model, not a curated record. Gene Ontology annotation, molecular function: cell adhesion molecule binding. Bases 56 to 5815 code for a protein of 1919 amino acids. Gene Ontology annotation, biological process: signal transduction; regulation of protein localization. The transcript is spliced from 35 exons. Gene Ontology annotation, cellular component: adherens junction. Lineage: Eukaryota; Metazoa; Chordata; Mammalia; Monotremata; Tachyglossidae.
GCGGUGGUACCCAGGGCCCGGGGAGGGGUCUCCCCCAGCCCCCCAGCCCGGGAGGAUGUCGGGGUCCGGCCGGGAGGAGGAGCGGCGGAAGCUGGCCGAUAUCAUCAACCACUGGAACGCCAACCGGCUCGACCUGUUCGAGAUCAGCCAGCCCACCGAGGAUUUGGAGUUUCAUGGAGUGAUGAGAUUUUACUUUCAAGACAAAGCUGCUGGAAACUUUGCCACCAAAUGUAUCCGCGUCUCUAGCACAGCCACUACUCAAGAUGUAAUCGAAACGCUGGCGGAGAAAUUCCGACCCGACAUGCGGAUGUUGUCUUCUCCGAAAUACUCCCUCUAUGAAGUGCACGUCAGUGGAGAAGAAAGAAGAUUGGAUAUAGACGAAAAGCCUCUGGUCGUUCAGUUAAACUGGAACAAAGACGAUCGGGAGGGGAGGUUUGUUCUCAAGAAUGAAAAUGAUUCUCUCCCUCCAAAGAAGGCUCAGAGCAACGGACCUGAGAAGCAGGAAAAAGAAGGGGUCAUCCAGAACUUCAAACGGACGCUGUCCAAAAAGGAAAAGAAGGAGAAGAAGAAGAGGGAGAAAGAGGCACUGCGGCAGGCAUCUGAUAAAGAUGACAGGCCUCUUCAGGGAGAUGACAUUGAGAACUCCCGUCUGGCCGCCGAGGUAUACAAAGAUAUGCCCGAAACCAGUUUUACCCGCACCAUAUCCAAUCCGGAAGUGGUCAUGAAGCGGCGGAGGCAGCAGAAACUGGAGAAAAGGAUGCAGGAGUUUCGUAGCUCAGAUGGGCGUCCUGAUUCUGGUGGAACAUUGAGAAUUUACGCAGACAGUUUAAAACCAAAUAUCCCCUACAAGACAAUCCUCCUGUCCACUACGGACACCACAGACUUUGCUGUUGCGGAAGCUUUGGAAAAGUACGGCCUGGAAAAGGAAAACCCCAGAGAUUACUGUAUUGCCCGGGUGAUGCUGCCUCCCGGAGCUCAACAUUCUGAUGAAAAAGGUGCUAAGGAGAUUACUCUUGAAGAUGAUGAAUGCCCGCUUCAGAUCUUCAGGGAUUGGCCAACUGACAAAGGAAUUUUAGUUUUCCAGUUAAAGAGGCGCCCGGCCGAUUACGUCCCAAAGAAAUCGAAGAAACAGUCCGAUGGAAAACCAUUAAAGGGGAAAGACAGGGCUGAUGGAUCUCCCUAUGGUUCUUCGCUUCCUCCGGAGAAGCUACCUUAUUUAGUAGAAUUAAGCCCAGGGAGAAGGAAUCACUUUGUCUACUACAACUAUCACACUUACGAAGAUGGUUCUGACUCCAGAGAUAAGCCUAAACUUUACCGGUUACAGCUAAGCAUUACUGAAGUUGGAACAGAAAAAUUUGAUGACAGUUCGAUUCAGCUCUUUGGCCCAGGGAUACAGCCUCAUCAUUGCGACCUGACUAAUAUGGACGGAGUGGUUACAGUAACGCCAAGAAGUAUCGACGCCGAAACGUUCGUGGAAGGCCAGCAGAUCUCGGAGACGACGAUGCUGCAGAGCGGCAUGAAGGUUCAGUUUGGAUCAUCACAUGUGUUCAAAUUUGUGGACCCCAGCCAGGACCACAUCAUUGCCAAAAGACCUAUGGACGGUGGCCUCAUGGUGAAAGGCCAUAGGCACAAGCCCGGAAUUGUUCAGGAAACAACCUUUGACCUGGAAGGAGAUGUUCACAGCGGAAUAGCGUUGGCAGUAAGCAAGAGCACCUCCAGACUGGAUAGCGACCCGGCUUCGACAGCAUCCAGCACGGCAGCAGAAAGAGGGAUGGUGAAGCCAAUGAUCAGAGUCGAACAGCAGCAAGAUUACCGCAGGCAGGAAACCAGACCACAGGACGCUGCUGGGCCUGAAUUGAUAUUACCUGCAAGCAUUGAAUUUAGGGAAAGCUCCGAAGAUUCAUUUUUAUCUGCCAUAAUAAAUUACACGAACAGCUCUACAGUCCAUUUCAAACUCUCCCCGACGUAUGUGCUGUACAUGACGUGUCGCUAUGUACUCUCGGGCCAAUACAAACCUGACAUCAGCCCUACGGAGCGAACUCACAAGGUCAUUGCCAUAGUCAACAAGAUGGUGAGCAUGAUGGAAGGAGUCAUUCAGGAGGUAGACCAGGUUGAUCAGAAACAGAAGAAUAUUGCAGGAGCACUUGCCUUCUGGAUGGCAAAUGCAUCCGAACUCCUCAACUUCAUUAAGCAGGACCGAGACCUAAGUCGAAUUACGUUGGAUGCCCAGGACGUUCUGGCACAUUUGGUUCAAAUGGCCUUCAAGUACUUGGUUCAGUGUCUUCAGUCAGAACUUAAUAACUACAUGCCUGCCUUUCUGGAUGAUCCCGAAGAGAACAGCCCUCAAAGGCCAAAAAUAGAUGACGUUUUGCACACCCUCAGCGGGGCCAUGUCCUUGCUGCGGCGGUGCCGGGUGAAUGCCGCCCUGACGAUCCAGCUGUUCUCCCAGCUCUUUCACUUCAUCAACAUGUGGCUGUUCAACCGGCUGGUGACAGAUCCAGAUUCAGGGCUGUGCUCUCACUACUGGGGUGCCAUCAUCCGUCAGCAGCUGGGGCACAUCGAAGCCUGGGCAGAAAAGCAGGGCCUCGAACUCGCUGCCGACUGCCAUCUCAGCAGGAUAGUGCAGGCAACGACACUUCUUACCAUGGAUAAGUAUUCUCCUGAUGACAUUCCAAAUAUUAACAGUACCUGCUUCAAGCUGAAUUCACUUCAACUGCAAGCCUUAUUACAAAAUUACCACUGUGCACCCGAUGAACCUUUUAUCCCAACAGAUCUGAUCGAAAACGUGGUAGCCGUAGCCGAAAAUACGGCUGACGAGUUAGCACGCAGCGACGGACGAGAAGUUCAGCUCGAAGAGGAUCCCGAUUUGCAGCUUCCGUUCCUUCUGCCGGAAGAUGGAUAUUCCUGCGACGUUGUCAGAAACAUUCCAAGUGGCUUGCAGGAAUUUUUAGAUCCACUGUGUCAGAGAGGCUUUUGUAGGCUAAAUCCUCAUCCCCGAUCCCCAGGCACCUGGACAAUAUAUUUUGAAGGUGCAGAUUAUGAAAGCCACCUUAUGCGUGAUAACACAGAGCUGGCUCAUCCUUUGAGGAAAGAACCUGAAGUUAUCACUGUGACGCUCAAGAAACAAAACGGAAUGGGCCUCAGCAUUGUUGCUGCUAAGGGGGCAGGUCAAGACAAACUAGGAAUCUAUGUCAAAUCUGUCGUAAAAGGAGGCGCUGCAGAUGUGGAUGGACGCCUGGCCGCAGGCGAUCAGCUCCUUAGUGUGGAUGGACGGAGUUUGGUAGGAUUGUCUCAGGAAAGGGCAGCAGAACUCAUGACCAGAACAGGUUCUGUGGUAACAUUAGAAGUAGCCAAACAAGGAGCGAUUUACCACGGUCUCGCCACCCUGCUCAAUCAGCCAUCUCCGAUGAUGCAAAGAGUUUCAGACCGCCGUGGCUCAGGUAAGCCCCGACCAAAGAGUGAAGGUUUUGAGUUGUAUAAUAAUUCUGCUCCAAAUGGGUCACCUGAGAGCCCUCCGCUGCCCUGGACAGAAUACAACGAACCAAAGAAGUUGUCGGGGGAUGACCGCCUGACGAAGAAUCGCGCUGAUCACCGUUCCAGUCCCAAUGUAGCAAAUCAGCCUCCUAGCCCUGUUGGAAAGAAUGUUUAUGCCGCUGGAACUCCUGCCAAGAUAACAUCAGUCUCUACUGGAAAUCUCUGCACUGAGGAGCAAACGCCACCCCCAAGACCGGAAGCUUACCCUAUUCCCACUCAGACCUACACUCGAGAAUAUUUCACUUUUCCAGCUUCCAAAUCCCAGAACCAGUGGACAAAUUAUGAAGAAAAGCCACCUCUCCAGACAGAAAGUAACCGCUCCAGUAUUGCAAUGCAGCGAGCGGCUCAUUCUCAAGAAGAACUGGGAGAAGAUAAAGAGGACCAGCUGGAGCGGCACCACCCCGAAAUGAGUCUGCGCCGAGAUCUGGAUUACCUGGAUCGGAAGUCCGACAGCGACACCUGGCCGAAUCAGAGUUCCUCGGUCGAGUCCAGCACGUCCAGCCAAGAGCACCUGAACCACUCCUCCAAAUCAGUCACGCCCGGCUCCACUCUGACCAAGAGCGGGCCCGGCCGUUGGAAGACGCCGGCCCCGGUGGUCGCCCCCCAGCCGGUCCGGACGGAUCCGCCCCUGCCGCCGCCUCCCCCGGCCAUGCAUUAUGCGGCCGACCCCGACGGGCUUCCCGCGGAGCUGCUCCUGCCUCCGCCGCCUCCUCUCAACCAGUUCAUCCCGCCGUCGGCCGCGGCAGAGCGCAGGAAGAGGGAGGAGCAUCAGCGGUGGUACGAAAAGGAGAAGGCGCGCUUGGAGGAAGAGCGAGAGAGGAAGCGGCGUGAGCAGGAGAGGAAGCUGGGGCUGAUGCGCGCCCAGCCACCGACCCCCACCCAGGUCCCGCCGGCCGCCAAGCCGGAGAAGCCGCCCGCGUCGGCCAGGCCCCAGGAGACGGUCAUCCGGGAGCUUCAGCCUCAGCAGCAGCCCCGGACCAUCGAGCGGAGGGAUUUGCAGUACAUCACCAUCAGCAAAGAGGAGCUCUCCUCCGGCGACAGCCUGUCCCCGGACCCGUGGAAGAGGGACGCCAAGGAGAAGUUAGAGAAGCAGCAGCAGUUGCACAUCGUGGACAUGCUGAGCAAGGAGAUCCAGGACCUCCAGACCAAGCCGGACCGCACGGCCGAAGAGAACGACCGUCUGCGCAAGCUGAUGCUGGAGUGGCAGUUCCAGAAGCGGCUGCAGGAGUCCAAGCAGAAGGACGAAGACGAGGAGGAGGAGGAGGAGGACGACGAUGUGGACGCCAUGUUCAUCAUGCAACGCCUGGAGGCCGAAAGAAGAGCAAGGGUAAAGGGGAAAAAUCCUUUGGGUCAGACUGCUAUGCCAGCAAUCUCUGUUCUAGAUUUGUUACAGGAUGAAGAGCGCAGGCGGCAACAGCAGUUGGAAGAGAUGCGUAAGCGUGAAGCGGAAGAUAGGGCCAGGCAAGAAGAAGAACGCCGGCGUCAAGAGGAGGAGCGAGGGAAGAGAGAUGCUGAAGAAAAGAGGCGACAGGAAGAAGGGUAUUACACCCGGUUGGAAGCAGAAAGGCGUAGACAGCACGAUGAGGCAGAACGGAGGUUGCUGGAAGCUGACGAGCCCGGUCUGUACAGGCCUCCACUUCCACGGGAUUAUGAGCUCCCGCCCCCACCCCCUGCAGCUAAUGCUCCUCCUCCCCCACCUCAACGAAACACCUCUUACCUCAAAACACAGGUCCUCUCCCCUGACACGAUCUAUACUGCCAAGUUUGUUGCGUACAAUGAUGAUGAUGAUGAUGAGGAGGAGGAGGAGGAGGAGGAUUCCAGUCUAGCAGGUCAGGAUAAGUACUCCGGCACAAGAAAAUCUUACGGUGACCUUCCUCCUGCCGUCCUUAAGCCACAGCAGCCCCGCUGCCAGCCACGCCCAGUCUCGGAUGGCAUCUUUCUUUCCGCCUCAUUCCGGCCGCCUUCGGUCAAUGCCAACAGUACUGCUUCCAAAACAGGCCACCCCCCGCCCCCACCAAAAAAACCAAGUUCCUUCCAUCCCAGCUACUCCAAAGGACCAAAUUCUUACGCUGGAUUGACUGGAGCCCAUGAGAUUUUUCGGGAUCCGAGGGAGAGGCGGUCUAAGAGCCAAGAGGCAGAUUUACCGGGAAUUGCCGGAGCCCCUGAAAACUUGACCUUCAAGGAACGCCAGCGUCUCUUUUCACAGGGCCAGGAUGUGUCUAACAAAGUCAAAGCCUCUAGGAAAUUGACAGAACUGGAAAAUGAACUGAACACAAAAUAAGGCCGGGGCGGGGGACGAAGCACCUUAUUGGAGGUCCCCGAAAGUGGAUUCAGUUAAAGGAUUUCGGGGAGUGGGAAGGAAUGGGAAAGAGGAAAGGCAGGAGGUGGGCGCGGGGCGGUAUGGAAGCGAUUUUAGCAUUCCUCUGUUUCUGAGAUUAUUAUGGAGAAUUGGCAAUGCUGCAAUACCAAGAAAGCUGGUUGCUUACUUUAUCAAGUGCUGUAAAAAUAUAUUUUAAUGAUCUGAAUCACAUGAAGGUAACUGUCUAUUUUUAUUUGUUGUAGGAGUUAAUUUUUUUUUUCUUUCUGUAAUUGACCACGUAGCACAUGUCAAAGGGAAGGUCUUCCCUGGUCUCUUACACUUUGUUUCAACCGCUGAGCAGACCUUGGGAAUAGCUUGAACUGCCCAAACUACCCUGUGCUUCAUCUGUUCGUGCUUGCAAGUGAAUUUCUCAGAGAGUCCGUCCUCUCCCCGGGGAAGCGGAGGAUGGGGGCGUGGUGAAUUAAUGGCUACUUUAUCACCUGUCACGGUCGUGGGAGUUGUGGGGGUUGCUGUUUGGACACACUGAGGCAUAGCUUGUGUUGGAUUUUCUACUGGUCCUCUUGCACUGCAGAGCUGUGGUCCUGUUGAAAACGGGUGUCAUGCUGAGGGCUAUCUCACCUACUCUCUAUUGUGGAGAAGAGGGACUGUUAAGGGAGGCACAAAGUGUGCGUUAUACAGGGGUCGGAAGAAAACUGUGGAGGUAAAUCUCGGGAGUGGGUUAGUAUUCUGAUGAGCCUGGAUCAUUGAGGAAUAAAUGCCGUCUUUCGAUUUAGACCAAAAUUUGCCUUCUGAAACAUGCUUUGAAAUUUUCCAGUAGGGCUGAGAACAGGGGACAUUAUCACCUGAGGGCUGUACUUUCUGAGGACAAGAAAAGAAUGACAGGGAAGAAAGUGUGAAUUGCUCGCAAGGGGGUUCCUAAGGAGAGGAAAUUAAUGGAAGGGAGAAGGAUUUGUUUUUGUGCUGAUUAAAAUAGCGACCGUUUCCCACCCAGAGAUGGAAGUGGUGGUGAAACUAUCUGACAGCUAUCUGAAACUAUGUGGCAUCUAGGUCCAAUGUUUUACUUAAUGUAAAUAGCUAUAUUUCUUUUUUUUUUUGGCAGUUCAGACUAUUUUUUUCCACAUUGAUAGCCUUAUUUAAUUUGAAAUCAACAUUUUUUUCACCACUGUCAUUUCUUCAGCCAGGCAUGUAUGGCUGAUGAUGGGAAAUAAGGACCUCAGAGUUUGUCUGUCAUGGUAUGAUAUUAAAAUGCUAUCUUGUUGUGAUUUCAAACUGAUUUUCUAUUUGACAAAACCCUGGCGUGGGUUUUAGAUGACUUUUCUGUACCAUAUUGUUCUCUUAUAAAUAUAUAUUGAGGAGAUAGGCACACUUCCAAAAGGUUAGAGAGACUCACUGCCUUAGUAAAGAAAUCACUUUUAAUAAGAGUUGUAUGAUAAAUAAAUGAAACUGAAUGAAGAUUUGGGUGUAAAUAUUUUUUUACAGAUUUGAGAACUCCUAUUUGAAAGUGUGCUUUUACCGUUUCACCUGUUCAGUAUGAAGUAGGGUGUUGAACUGGUUCAAAGUGUUGAUGAAGGAUUUGCUUGCUAGUUCAGUCUGUAAAUCAGGAAAAGCAGGCGUCUCUGGUUAUCUUGAGUUGACAGCCUGGCGGUGACAACACUAACACUUUUUCUUAAGGGAAAAUGAAAAACUGAGGAUAAGUUAUUAUUCCUGCUAGAGUCUGGGAAAAGGCUUAGCAAUACACACACACACACACGUGAAAAUGUCAGACUUGUGUACGUAUACCAAACCUUUUAGGCCACCAGUAGGCAUUUAGCUCAAAUGUGAAUAGGCGUAAAAGUGCGUUUCAUAAUUGUUUGUGCUUUAUUCUGGAAAAAAAAAAACCCAUCCAAACUGCUGUAGUUUCCCAUUUCUACUGUACUUCACUUGUAACGUAUUUUUAAUAAAUUUGUAUGUAUUUAAGAGUA